GAGCGACAAUCACUUUCUGCGUGAAUUAUUGGAUUAAGUUACCGAGAGUUUCUUCUCCGGGUAGCUAAGUGUUUCAAAUGGACACAGAUAGAAGACUAAUCAAAGAUCUGCUCCUAUCCCCGUGAACGAUGUGGCUGACUUAAGUAUCUCUUAAAUUAUUUCCCUUUUUCACUGCUUUCGCAAAGAACUGAAAGAAAAUUGCAACAUUUACUUUCUGCUUUUUUGGAGACAAUACUCCAUUUAUGAAAGAAGGUUAUACCCGUAAAAGACCCCACAAGAUGUAAAAAGAUUUUUGACUUGAAAUGACAGAGUUACUUGGAUUUUAACCUGUGAAGUGGAAUAGAUAGCGCAUAUCAUCAAAUCAAAUCUGGUCAUUUUGAAGAAGGUCCUUUCUGUUCUCAUAUGAAACUCUGUAUUGGUAAACUCUUUCCCAAAAGGAACAAGAUCAAGGCAUAUCAUUUGCUGACAUCCCGGAUUUUUCGUCGAUUAGAUGGUCCCUCCAUUGCUGAUCAGUCUGGGACCCUCCAAAAUAUGCGUCCCCCAGACAGAUUCCUUCAACAUGCAGUUUAUCACGUUUAAGAACUUGACAGUCAAAGGCGGCGAUAUGUGCUGUCACGGAAUUCCCUACGCUGAGUUUGAUCGAACAGGUCACUGGGGUAUCUGGAACUUCAUGCGCAUAUUUGAAGCCAGCAGACAUGCAAUAACAAUGAAAAAUGAUAUUUUUCGACUAACAUUUGAAAGCAAAGAUUACACAUUGAUGACCCGAAGACAAAAGUUCAAAUUCGGCCAAAGGUUUCACGACAAUAUAAGUUUGUUUUCCCGUUUUCUUCCUAAAGUGACUUAUGAACUGGUCGAAAUCGGCAAUUCUACCUUCACGAUACACCAACAACUUUUCGACAACCUUUCUGGAUCCAGUGAAAUAUUUGCCGAGUGUUUAACUCGAGUAGUACACGUUAAUUUAAAAACAAAACAGCAUGAGGCUUUAAACCCGGAAGUAAUCGAUCGGUACUCGGACCUUUAUCGUAAAACCUCGGCCAUAUGGCAUGUCAAAAACAUCUUUCCAGAUGACGUGAAGAAGAUGCCGUCCUAUACAAUGUCCGUUCGCGUUCCAUACAGUGACAUAGACUUCAUGCAGCGCAUGUCUCAUGCCUCAUACUGCAAAUACUACACAGACUGCGCCACCAACGCCAUUGAUGCUGGCGUUUACCGUCAUUUCGAACAGGACAUUUGCUGGUACCCGAUACUGGAGGUAGACAUUGAGUACAGAGAUGGUUUGGCGGCAGGAGAAAUGUUUGAGGUCCAGACAUGGCAGGACGAUGAAAACCUUCAACACCUAUUCUUUGAGACGCGAUCAAAAGGAGAUGUUAUCAAUAGGGCAUCGUUCGUCAUGGGACUGGAAAAGUCAAAGAAAAACAGACAUUCUAAAAUCUGAUCUCAGAUUUAUACUAAUUACAGUCAUUAGCAUUUAACAUUUUUCAACCUUCAAAAUUAAGUUAAUGAAUGCAAUUAAAACUAAUUUUGCCUAUUUACUUACAGUUUAUCAUCGAUUCUACAGAUAGAGUACUUGUUGUUUAAUUAAAUAUAUUGUUGUUAAAAUUUAUAUCAAGAGUAAUAACGAAAACUUUCAAAACAAGUGCAUCACUUGUUUCACCUACCUGGGUAUACAACUUUAAUUUUCUUUAUUGUUAAAGACAGGUUUUGCAAAAUAAUUUCUGGAAAUUUCAUGGUAGCCAAGUGAUGAAUAGAAAAAGGGACAGUCUGCCUUAUUAAGAGUACAUGGCUAUACAAUAAUCUAUAGAUACAUGUACAUGUACUUCGAAAAUGCUUCCAAAUUUUUGGAAUCAAUUUAUCUACUUAAUAUACGAGGGUUGUCCCAAAAUAAUGUAGACAGGACACAUAAUUUAUCAUUUGUUCACUGCAAUUUCAUUAGAGAUUCUAUGUUUUCUUCAAUGACCCUU
Magallana angulata is the source of this 1958-nucleotide messenger RNA. RefSeq lists its product as uncharacterized. NCBI's taxonomy places the organism in Eukaryota, Metazoa, Mollusca, Bivalvia, Ostreida, Ostreidae. The coding region runs from base 491 to 1432 and encodes 313 amino acids. The transcript is spliced from 4 exons. The record is from RefSeq and is a predicted model, not a curated record.